AAACUGCCAUCAAAAGGUUUCAAAGACCUCCUCAGUUUACGCUUCCUUCUUUUGGGACAGAAUCAGAUAGCUACUAUCAAAUCAGAUAUGUUCACUGGUAUGAGAAACCUAUCAGAUCUUGACCUUCCUCUUAACUCUCUAACAACACUCCCCCCAAAUGGAUUCAAACCGUUAAUUGCCCUCAAGGUACUGGACUUGGCUUUGAAUAAGAUUCAAAAAAUGUCCCGCAAAGCUUUUGUUGGCCUCCAAGAGCUACUCUUCCUGAACUUAGACAACAACAACCUGAAGAACAUCCCUGUUGGAACUUUCAAGCCAUUGACUGGGCUGGAGAUGCUAGUUCUGGAUAAUAAUCAUCUCACAGCACUCACAUCCUCCACAUUCGAAGGCCUGCACAAUCUGCAAGAGCUGUACCUCAGGAACAACGAGAUAGACAAGCUGCCAGCAGAUGUGUUUAGACACAUACCAAAGCUCAUGCAGGUGGCUCUGAGCGGGAACAGGAUGCAAACUAUUGAUGGUAAUAUGCUAGCCAAUCUGCAGGGUCUGAAGGAAGUAUAUCUCCAUGAUAAUCCUUGGAUGUGUGACUGCAAUAUUAAUUCUCUGGUACAAUGGAUAGCUCAAGCAAAGGUCAACCAGUCUCCUUUAGAAAAAUUACAUUGUGCUGGCCCAGAGGACUUUCGUGAAAAACCACUCCACACUCUGACAUCUCAGAGCCUUCACUGUACAGUUUAG
Molecule: messenger RNA, 729 nt
Organism: Sardina pilchardus (European sardine)
Lineage: Eukaryota; Metazoa; Chordata; Actinopteri; Clupeiformes; Clupeidae
Product: leucine-rich repeat-containing protein 15
Exons: 2
Coding region: 88-729 (213 amino acids)
Cellular component (GO): plasma membrane
Molecular function (GO): protein binding
Source: RefSeq, a predicted model, not a curated record